Molecule: messenger RNA, 2028 nt
Organism: Acanthopagrus latus (yellowfin seabream)
Lineage: Eukaryota; Metazoa; Chordata; Actinopteri; Spariformes; Sparidae
Gene: ccnj
Product: cyclin J
Exons: 6
Coding region: 182-1285 (367 amino acids)
Biological process (GO): mitotic cell cycle phase transition; regulation of cyclin-dependent protein serine/threonine kinase activity
Cellular component (GO): cytoplasm; nucleus; cyclin-dependent protein kinase holoenzyme complex
Molecular function (GO): cyclin-dependent protein serine/threonine kinase regulator activity
Source: RefSeq, a predicted model, not a curated record
GAAGGCAGCAGCAGCGUUUGCCGAACUCGUGCUGAGCCGAAGAGCCUUCACUGACUGACUACAACAAUGAGUGUGAGCGAGCAUGUCCGGCUAGUUUGAAUUGAAGUUUUACUUCAGUUAAACUGCCCCCCUAACAUUCUUUACAUGUGCUCAUUGGAGGUUUUCCGAAGCACUGUGUUAAAUGGAGCUGGAGGACCAAUGGUGGAAAGGACAGCUCGCUGCAGACAUUUACCAGGCGCUCCGGUACAAAGAGCUCAAGUUGCCUUCCUACAAAGGUCAGUCCCCCCAGCUCAACCUAAGAAGAUACUUUGCAGACCUCAUAGCCAUUGUCAGCAACCGCUUCAGGCUGUGUCCUGCAGCCAGACACCUGGCCGUCUACCUGCUCGACCUCUUCAUGGACCGCUAUGAUGUGACGCUGCAGCAGCUUCACAUGGUCUCACUGUCAUGUCUUCUGUUGGCCAGUAAAUUUGAGGAAAGGGAGGACCGGGUGCCCAAGCUGGAGACCCUGAACAGCCUGGGCUGCAUGAGCUCCAUGAACCUGGUCCUGACCAAGCAGGGGUUACUUCACAUGGAGCUGCUCCUGCUGGAGACCUUCCAGUGGAACCUGUAUCUCCCUACAGCCGCUCAUUUCAUAGAGUACUACCUGUCCAUCGCUGUCCAUGAGGGAGACCUCCAUGAUGGCUGGCCUAUGACCUGCCUGGAGAAGACCAAAGUGUACAUGGCCAAGUAUGCUGACUACUUCCUGGAGGUUUCCUUACAAGAUCACGUGUUUUUGUGCUUUGCCCCCUCACUGGUGGCGGCUGCCUGUGUGGCCACCUCCCGCCUCAUCCUCCGUCUGUCCCCUACAUGGCCACCCCGACUGCAGUGCCUGGCCGGAUACACAUGGGAGAACCUGGUCCCAUGCGCCGAGAAACUACUCAUUGCACAUGACAGUGACGUCAAAGAGGCCAACAAGCAGAAGUGCCAGCAGCCCGGUCAGCAGCAGCAGCAGCAGCAGGGCCAGGCGGUGUACCACAGUUCAGGCCAGACAGCCACUGUGGCUCAGUACCUGCACCGGCCCGGCAUGCAGUACGCGCAGCAGGCUACACAGCCGGGCCUGGCUCCUAACCUCAGGCCUGCCUCCUACCUCAGCCACUCCACCGGCAGCCUGCAGGCUCCUAACGGCCCCCAGAACGGCACCACCCAGGCCAUCACUACCUCACUGGAUCCAAAGUCCAGCAUCCCCAACAGGGCUUACCAAGUCAGCAUGCACUACACCUGCGCCGCUCCGUGUUUUGACAGAUGAUGGAUCCUCAGGGUUUAGUCUUUUUUUUUCCGGGCAGUGAGCAAUGUACAGAGAGUGCAGUGAAGGGAACGGGAGUGAUUUUAAUUGCAAGACACCUGAUGAGAUCGGUACAGCACUUUUAAUGAUAAGGUGUGUGCACAUGUGCAAUAUGCAUACUCUGCUGUAAUUUUCUGUGGAUAGUCUGCAGUAGGAUUUUCUUUAGUUGAAGAUAUCGAGUAUGAAUGUUGUUGAGAGGUUUUCUAGAGGCAGAGUUUGCACCUCUGUAAACACUAGUGUUGCUGUAUAAUUUAGCUACAGACCAAAACGCUAAGUACUGACUUCAGCCACAUUACCUCAGAAGUAUUGAAUGUACAAGUGCCUGGUGCCUGUAGCCUUUAUGAGUAUUACUGUGCUAUGUUAAUGAUGGUUACAAAAAAAAGGGACUUUGUGGUUGAGAUAAGAGCACAGUUUAUAUUGGUUUUCAUUUUUUUUGGUUUUGUUUUUUGUUUCUUGAAUGAAUGUCAUUUGUAAAACUAGUAAAAAAGAAAAGAAAAUGCUCCUCUAGAUGUCACGAUUUAUUUGCAGAGAGAGGUUGUUGCUCUUCUGUGCACAGAGGAUUUCAGUCAGUGCUGUGCACUUCUACAGUGAUAGUUUUAAAUAAAAGAGAAAAAAAAUCUGUUAGUUGAGCUGAGAUUUUUGUCUUUUUUCUUUGAUGUCAUGUUAUUGCUUUAUUAAAAUCCUAAGACAUGGGUGAUUGUGAACAA